AUGCGAGCCCAUCGGGGCGAGUUAUCUGUUGAAGUGAUCACUGCCGAGCCUCUCAGUAAGAAACACGAAACAGCGCUACGAGAUGCUCUGAAGAAGCUAGCGAAACCGGGACAAAAUCUGCAAAUUGAAAUGACCGUGAAACCAAGCAUCCUUGGUGGUAUGAUGGUCAGUAUUGGUGAUAAAUUCAUCGACAUGAGCAUCGGUACCCAAUUCAAGAAGUUCGAGGAAUUGCUGCGAAGCGCCGCGUGA
Molecule: messenger RNA, 249 nt
Organism: Gongylonema pulchrum
Lineage: Eukaryota; Metazoa; Nematoda; Chromadorea; Rhabditida; Gongylonematidae
Source: the annotation of a GenBank genome assembly